Molecule: messenger RNA, 1029 nt
Organism: Olea europaea var. sylvestris
Lineage: Eukaryota; Viridiplantae; Streptophyta; Magnoliopsida; Lamiales; Oleaceae
Product: transcription factor TCP11-like
Exons: 1
Coding region: 210-842 (210 amino acids)
Cellular component (GO): nucleus
Molecular function (GO): sequence-specific DNA binding; DNA-binding transcription factor activity
Source: RefSeq, a predicted model, not a curated record
CUCAAAAUUUCUACCAGACACCUCUUAACCUCUUAAUUAUGAAUUUUUGCCUAGAUGUUAUCACCUAGUGAACUGGCCUCACUCGGUCUUUUGUGGGGCCAUUAGUCUACACCUAAGAAACCAUAACAUUUACCCAGUUUUACUCCCAAGUAUAAAUAAACCCUAAUCUCUCUCUCACUCUCUCUCUGCUGUCUCUGCCUCCGCCUCAAAUGGCUUCUGAAACGGCCCUUUACAAACUCUCCUCUGAUAACCUCAGCCCCAUGUCAGCCUCCCGCCACCACCUUGUUCAGUCACUCAUGACUGUCAUUCCACAUCCUGCCACCGCCGCUGCUGUUGAAUCCUCUGGUGCUAAACCUGCUAGAAAAAAGUUGGGUCUUUCAAGAACUGCAAAUGGGUCUUCGUCGUGCACCAAGGAUAGGCACACUAAAGUCAAUGGCAGAGGCCGCCGCGUGAGAAUGCCGGCUUUGUGCGCCGCACGGGUGUUCCAGUUGACGCGCGAGCUUGGCCAUCGCUCCGACGGGGAGACCAUUGAGUGGCUUCUACGCCAAGCCGAGCCGGCUAUCAUCGCCGCCACCGGCACGGGAACGAUUCCUGCGGACAACAUUUUUACCGCCCCCACCAUUCCUCUGUCCCGCUCCCCCGCUUCUGUACAAGCUCCACUGCUUCCAUCCGAGCCGCUGAGCUGUAGGCUGGACAUCUGCCAGUCGCCGCCGCCCCCGCCAAUGGGGCUGGAGUUUGAUCCCAAUGCGUAUCGGCAUAUGCCAUUCACGGCUCUUCUACUGCAGCCUGCGGUGGGGGAGGAGGCGGAAGAGAGGCACCGUGGAGUGGCUGAGGAUCACUAGAUACUAGUAAUCUAGUGGCAUUAAUAGCUAGAUAAAAGAUAAUUGGGGCCUUUUAAGGAAUAAGUUGAAAAUGGUUCUCAUCUCGUUUCGAUUAUUUAUAAUUCUGUAUGUGGUUAAAUGAUGAGCGAAGAUGACAGAUAUGUACAUUACUGAUACUGAUAAAUUGAUAAUUAUAAAUUAUGGCUCC